Messenger RNA from Hevea brasiliensis (rubber tree), 2111 nucleotides. Its product is annotated as aldehyde oxidase GLOX1-like. The transcript is spliced from 3 exons. The record is from RefSeq and is a predicted model, not a curated record. The coding region runs from base 63 to 1907 and encodes 614 amino acids. Lineage: Eukaryota; Viridiplantae; Streptophyta; Magnoliopsida; Malpighiales; Euphorbiaceae.
GCGAGGUGAUGCGGAGGCAAAGUGUUAAGCAUUAUAUUUAUUUUCUUGUUUCUUGAUCCAAAAUGACAAUCAUAAUAAAAUCUUUGUUCAUUCUCCCUCUAUUUUUUGUUUCUGGUUUUGCCAAUCUUUUGCCACAGCCAAACGUCUUCCAGCUUUUCAACCAGAAACAUGUACUUGGGCCUCAUGAAUUGUUUGGAAAUCCCUUUGGAAAUCCUAAUGAUUACAAGGCCGUGCAAAUACCUGAUGAUUUUGGGACUCCAAUAGGUAGUGGUGAAGAUGUUGCUGUCCCAGUACGAAAUAAGCCCCAACGUGCUACUCCUGAUGCUCCUUUGGCAACUCUUGGAUACAAAGGAGCAUGGGAGCUGGUUUCUCAGAGUUCUGGCGUCUCCGCCAUGCAUGCAAUCUUGCUUCCUAAAAUUGACAAGGUCUUGAUGUACGAUGCCACCAUUUGGAAGAUAUCACAACUCCCGUUACCUAAAGGAGAAUGCCGUGUUCUUAACAAAACCACUGGUGAAAAGGAUUGUUGGUGCCAUUCUCUCUUGUUUGACAUUAACACCUCAAAACUUAUCCCUCUUGAGCUCCACACGGAUACGUGGUGCUCGUCAGGAGGUCUUGACGUUAAUGGGAACCUAGUGAGCACUGGUGGGUAUCAAGGUGGUGCAAAUACUGUUAGAUACCUGGGCACAUGCGAAGGCUGCAACUGGAGAGAGUAUCCAACUGCACUUGCAGAUCGUAGAUGGUACUCAACACAAGCAGAAUUACCAGACGGUGGAUUUAUCGUGGUUGGUGGCCGCGAAGCAUUCAGCUACGAGUACAUUCCAGCGGAAGGGAAGUCCAAUGCGAAACCCUACUUCUUCGAUUUCCUCCGCCAAACAAGCGACCCAGAGGAGAACAAUUUAUACCCAUUUGUCUACCUUUCCACCGAUGGCAACGUCUUCAUCUUCGCCAACAGUCGCUCCGUGCUUCUCAACCCCAAGUCUAACAAGAUUGUCCGCGAGUUACCUGACCUCCCUGGUGGGCAUCGCAGCUACCCCGCCUCUGGAAUGUCCGCUCUCCUCCCAAUAAAACUUCACUCCGAGAAUCAAAUGCAGGUUUCAGCAGAAGUCUUGAUUUGUGGCGGUUCUGCACACAAAGACUCGUAUUCUAAAGCAGAGAAACAAGUAUUCUAUACUGCUCUUCAAGACUGUGCAAGAAUUAAAAUCACAGAUAAAAACCCUGUUUGGAGGAGAGAGCUCAUGCCAACACCUCGCAUUAUGGGUGACAUGAUGAUUCUUCCUACGGGAGAGGUCCUCAUACUCAAUGGCGCUAAAAGAGGAGCUUCAGGAUGGGGUUUUGCCCGACAACCAAAUUUGGCCCCAGUUUUAUAUAGCCCUAGAGCCAAGAGGGGUGAAAGGUUCACUGAGCUAGCACCUUCCACCAUUCCAAGAAUGUACCAUUCGACCUCUGCGGUUCUGCCAGAUGGGAAAGUCCUAGUGGGCGGAAGCAACACAAACAAUGGCUAUAUUUAUGACGCAAUGUAUCCUACUGAGCUGAGAAUCGAGAAAUUCUCUCCACCUUACUUGAAUCCUGCCGUGGCAAUGAGGAGACCUGUGAUUACGAGCGUGUUGGAAAAUCUUAAUUAUGGCGGUAGCAUAGAAGUCAAAAUCAAGUUAACUGGAUUCCAAGUGCAGCAACAAGAUAUCAAAGUGACAAUGUACGCUCCUGCUUUCACUACUCAUGGUGUUUCCAUGAAUCAAAGACUCAUCGACUUGGGAUUGAAAGAAGUUCAGAGCAAUGACAAACUAGGAUCCCACAAUAUUGUGGCGGCCACACCACCAAGCGGCAACAUUGCUCCUCCUGGGUAUUAUAUGCUCUCUGCUGUUUACCAAGGUGUCCCCAGCGUUGCCAAAUGGGUGCAGAUCAAGUGAAACUGCUUCAUGUGGUUCUUGGCUCCGUAUAUUUUCUUUCAAUUUCACGCUUCUGUAUCUCCUCUUUUCUUAUUAUUUUUUUUAUGUUGAUUCUGGAUUUUUUUGUCUAGACCCCGGUACCCAAGAUUAUAAUGGAAUUCACUUAUAUUUUGAGUUUUUAAUAGACCGGUUCUAAUUAAGAAUUUCCCUCUCUUUAAUAUUAAA